This is a messenger RNA of Didymodactylos carnosus, 807 nucleotides long. NCBI's taxonomy places the organism in Eukaryota, Metazoa, Rotifera, Eurotatoria, Philodinida, Philodinidae. The record is from the annotation of a GenBank genome assembly.
AUGUUAAUAACACUCAUUUUAUCAUUCAAAAAAGAUAAUGAAGAAGAUAUUUUACAAUUAGAACCCAGUGCUGACUUGAAAACUAUACUAACAAACGCAAUUGGUGAUCUCAAUCAGUAUAUAUUUCGUAUAAAUAAUAAAGAAAUAGCCGUAAAUGAUUUAGUGCAUAAUCUAUCAUUCACAAACAAUAUGAUAAUCGAUGUUCAACCAAUACCAACACGUGGAGUGAGAAUGAUGUUGUUAGGUAAUCGUGGUAUGCCACUGGAAAUAAAAUCAUCCCAAAACCCACAAAAGCCCACAAUAAAAAUUGAAUCUGUUCAUCUAUCAUGUCUUUCCGAUAUUUAUCAGUCUGAUAAAGAUAUAGUUGGUAUGAUCGUAUAUUCAUACAAUGGUCAAUCAGAUUUUCGAUUGAAUGGUAAACAUUGUACAACGGGUUACAUUUUAAUAAAAGAAACAAAAAAUAUUCAGCAUACACACAGUAAUCAAGGCCAAGUACAUGGAAAACUAUUUAAAUGGUUUUUUGAUGAGGAAGCAGACGAAAAAUUUGUCGGCGGCGGUUUUGCAUUAAGACAAGGUAAAUUGAUAUUCCAUUCAGGAGUAUUUAAUGCUCGAAUAAAAGAUGAAUAUCAUGAUGGUGAUGUAUCAAUGCAUCAAUGUGAAAAAUAUUUAAUUAGAUAUGUUGUAGAUGAAUUAUAUGUUACGCAUCGGUGGAGACAAAGUCAAAAUUUAUCCGUGCGUAAAAUUGAUCGAAGUGAAUUUGCACGUUAUGAACAUUUACCUAUUCAAAAUCAUCCAAAAAUAUCUUGA